Strongylocentrotus purpuratus (purple sea urchin) is the source of this 5797-nucleotide messenger RNA. RefSeq lists its product as uncharacterized. The record is from RefSeq and is a predicted model, not a curated record. Lineage: Eukaryota; Metazoa; Echinodermata; Echinoidea; Camarodonta; Strongylocentrotidae. The transcript has 2 exons. The coding region runs from base 599 to 5605 and encodes 1668 amino acids.
GGGUGUGUCAUUUAUCUAAUGACUGGUUUCACAAAACUUGAGUUGUUUUCUAGAACUGUGAUUAUCCCUCAACAGCGAGAAAGGUAAUUUGAAGACUUUUAGUUGGAUAAACCCUCUAACCAACCCAUCCCCAUCUCUACCCCACCCCCGUCAGCCCAAAUUGCAUACCUUUGUCAUUGUUCGGCCAGCUGUUUUAAGGUGUAGUAUUUUAUUACCAUUAUCAUAUUUACUAGCCCAUUUUCAAACACAAAGAGACAGAAACAAACAUACAGACAACCUUCAUGUAUACACAUCUACCCCCCCCACACACACACACACACAUACGCACACACACACACGUUCACGCACACGCACACACACCCUUCCUCCCAACGCACAUACUCACACACACCCAAACAUUUACAGGCAAGUGCGCUCGCGCGCACACAGCGCGCACACAUUCCUACAUAAUUAUGCUGCUCUGUGAUCAUUGUCUCCAGCUCUUCUGUGGUAAAAGUUGUUUUGUUCAUUGGUCUUCGCAAGUUUGACAGAAUAAAGACCCCUAUUUUGCAGUAAAUUGCCUGAUUUUCCAAGGAUGAGAUGAACAGUUCUAGCAACCAUGUCAGAUGAAAACAAGGUAUGUGUGAUCUGUAAAGGGGCUUCCAUCCCAGGUAAGCGACUGGUAAACAAUCCAGCCAUGAUUGAUGAACUUUUACGGUCGUGCAGGGAGAGAGUGUCUUUAGGAGAAAGUAAUCUGCAGCCGCUUAUAGACCACCUAUCUGGCCUAAGUGAUCUGGAACUAAAAUUGGUUCAUUAUCAUAGUGAGUGUCGGAAGCCUGUUGUGAACAAGUCUAUGAUCGAGCGUCUCAAGGGAAAGAGAUCCCUACCUGAUUCUCCUGGCUGUUCAAGAGGAGGACCCGGGCGACCUCCCAGUACAACAGGACCUGCCAGACCCAAACGAUCAAAGACUGUUCCAAAGGAAAAAGUGUGUUUAUUCUCACAAUGCGACUUCUGCUCAAAGGCUGGUUCGGAACCUCUUCAUCGUGUUUGUUCUGAUGCAAUGGGACAAAAACUUCUUGAGAUAAAGCAGGAGACCCAGGAUGACCAAGUAAGAAUUUGCGUAGCAGACCUAGAAGACGUUGGUGAUGCUUCAGCUUUUGAAAAAUAUUAUCACAGGAACUGUCUUCGUGCUGCAAAACGUACAUUGACAUCAAACGUAGACCAUGAAAAGGCGUCACUUACUCGCACAUUAUGUGACGAGCAACUCAUCCUCGCCAUUGAAAACACCCUCACUGAUGAUGUUACACUAAACAUGGCUCAGGUUAAUGAUGCUUACUUGUCAAUCCUGAAAAGAUAUCACACAGAAAUUGAUGAGACUAAAAACUAUCGCAAAUAUUUGAAAAAGCUUAUCGGUGAACGUCUUCCAGAAGUCCAGUUUGUCAGCUCAUUGCGACGCAACGAACCAGAAAAGCUUGUCAAAUCGAGUACAGUCAGCAAAGCUAUUGAUCUCAGUCUUUCAUUGAUGGAUGAUGGUGAGAUAAUUGGUACCUUGAGGAAAGUGGCUGGCCUUCUCCGACACCAAAUUAGGCAAAUGCACGGCUGGUCAUUUACAGGUACCUUUGAUGACUUCAAGAAUCCAUCAUUACUCCAAUUCUUCCUAAGCCACCUCCUCUUUGGUAGUCAUGUUGUUAAAGUGUCUGGAAUGCGGGACCAAGAAGUAGACAAAACUGUCGAUGUAGCUUGUCAAUUUCUCGUCCAAAACACUCAUACUGAUCGUCAAGUAAAAUAUCAACCAAAGAGAGAUCACAGUUUUCGUCAAAACAUCCUAUCACCCUUGUCAAUUGGACUGCCUCUUGCUAUCCACUCUCGAGUUCGUGACAAGAACCUUGUUCAAAACCUUUCAGAAGCCUACAUUGGAAGUGACUAUCACAAGAUACUUGAUCUAGAAAAGAGAGUUGAGCAGUCAGUUCUUCAACGAAUGAAGGAUGCUGGGGGGUUUUGUCUUCCUGAUUUUGUCAAGAAGGGUGUGAACAUCUGGUUUGCCAUUGACAACAUUGAUCUCUUGGAAGACACACCCACAGGGCAAGGAACCUUUCACGGGACAGUGGUUGUAAUCAACCAACAGGCUGCAGAUGGAGAGCCAGUGAAUCAACCACUUGUCAUACCCGAGAAACUUUCUUCGCAAGACCUUCUAGCAUUUGAGAUGAAUGUGCUUCCAGAGCCAGUCAUCAGAACCAGCCCACUGAGAUUUCAGGCCUACAAGAAGAGGAAACAAAAUCUCAUUUCUCAAGAAUUCACUCAUACCUGGGCUCUUGUGAACUACCUUACAACAGAUGACAACGGAGAAAUGAUCCAAACUGAACCUCAGCUGCACGAUGAAGAAGCCCAGCGCAGUGAAGAGAUGCCAAGUGAUGCAGAGUCUACAAAUGAUGAGGAAACUGAGCCUUCUAGCAACAAGGGGGAAGCUGGGUCUUCAAAGGACAGAGAGGAAACAGACUCUGUCGUGAUCAUCAAAAAGCAGGUGAAGAAAUCAGAUAAACUCGCAAAGAAUGAUGUUCUUCCAACAUGGGCUGCAACUAGGUCCUUAUUGUUGUCUCAAUCCUCUCCCGCUAGCACGCCUACAAACACAGCGGUGGUUGCCCCAUUAUUCAAGACAUCGCCAACUGAUUAUGGGACCCUUUAUACUGUUCUUCGGUUAUCCCAGGGAAUAUCUGCGACUGUUGUUGGCCCUCAUAGAAAGACAUUGAUAACGCUAGAUCUCGAUCUUUACUCCCGAGCGUUGAAGAUUCAGCAGUCGGUGGGAAACGCCAACUGGAUCUUAAGAGCUGGAGUUCUCCACAUUGCUUUCGCUGCCUUACAUGCUCUUGGCAAAACCAUCGAUGGUAGCGGUCUUGACACGUGUGCUAUCGAAUGUGGUGCGUACACCUCAGCAUCUCUUCGCAGGAUCUUUGGUGGUAAAGCUUAUAAGCGUGGCCUUGAAUUCCACAUUACUGCCAGCCUUGCAAUCAUGAUGUUGCGUUUUGAUGCCAUACUAUCGGAUCUUCCCAAGGGUCCAAUUCGCAUCCAGUGCAAUUCUCUCAAAGAAAAACUUCAUGGACGUGACCCAGAGAUGGUGAAGAUCUAUGAAGAAAUCCAAUCCUGGUACUCAAGCAAUGUCAAACCGCUUGAAGAAGCUGAAGACCUUGGCGAGUUUGCCCAGUUCUUGACUCAGUAUCUUAACCAGGUGGAGAGUCUUCUACAUCUCAUUAGUUCAUGUCGAUCAGGGGACUGGGAGGGCUACUUGUCAUCACUAGAAGACCUCACCAAGUACUUCUUUGCUCGUGAUCUCCUGAACUAUGCUCGCCUGAUGCCAGUCCAUCUCGCUCAAAUGAAUGCCCUAGAAGAGGAUGAUCCAGAAACAUGGAAUGCCCUCAAGUCAGGAGACUUUGUGGUGGCAAAGUCAGAGAUACCCUUUUCUCUUCUCUUCACUGAUCAGGCUCUAGAGCAAGAAAUCAAGAAACUAAAGGGGAAUGGUGGGAUGGUUGGACUCACAAGAAAUGAAGCCGCUCUGGACCGACUAGUCACUACCACACCUCACCUUGCUGCUCUGGUAAAUCUUUACCUCAAUGACUUCCCAAAAGCUACUGGAGCUUCGGCGAGGAAGGAGCAUCAUCAGCUCUCAGGAGACAUUGCAGUGAGGUCAAAGAAGAAUGCUCUGAAACUACGCCACCUAAUCGAGCUGCACUGCGGAGUCAAUCCUUUCAAGGAGAAGACACAAUUGAAGAGUUUGGUUUCAUCGGCACUUGUGUCAAAUGAGGCGAAAAGUGACAUUCUCCACUUUGCAGAAAAGGACCAGAAGCGCUUUGAGGAGUUUGUAUCUGAUCGUUUGCUUUCAUCAUCAACCCUCUCGGUGUGGGACAAAAUGAAGAAACUGAAGCUGAAAUCAUUUUCGAACUGGAUGGAGAAAAGGAAAGUGCGUGUUGGAGACAAGGUCAUCAAGUUGCGGGAGGAACGUGAAUUGCUGGGAAGAUUCCUUAUCAUCCAAGGCAGCCGCCCAAGCUUAGUUCCUAAACUUGCGGAAACAAUAGGUGAAUAUGAAAUGUCAGUGGUUCCCCGUUCACUCUGUGCUGUCGAUGGUUCUUUGUACAUCCCAACAGACAAAGCAAGUCUGAUGCAUGCAGUUGAAGAUGCAAAGGCAGAACCUCCCGAUGCUGUAAAACAGCCUGACGUCGUGGAGGAUAAUCAUUCAACUUCCCCACAGGUUGAAAUGAUGCAGGAAGAGAUUCCGGUUACCGUAGAACAUGAGAUAACGCAGGUUCCUUCUGGAGCGGCCCAACAACCUAACCUCUUGCAUGAUCUUCCUGUCAAAGUGCUGAUAAUUGACGUCAUGGGUGUACUUCAAGGCAUGAAAAAGACACCUGCCAUGCAAAAGAUGUCAGACCUGCAGACUGCAUUCAACAGGCGCAUCGAAGGGAUGAUGGCUAGCUAUGAUGAAGGUCGAGUUGUGUUUGAUCGAUAUAUGGAAGAGUCAUUAAAGAACAAGACUCGACAAAAGAGAGCAACUACAUCAGUAGAAUACGAGAUACACCCAGAAAUGAAGCUCACAAUGUCCAUCAAGGAGCUUCUAUCUUCAUCGUCAACCAAGAAAAAGCUGACGUGCCUGUUAGGUCAGGGGCUGCUUGAUAACUUUUCACAGAACACGGACAGCCCUUUCAAGCUAGUGGUUGUGUAUGAUACCUUCAUCAAGGGACAUGAUUUUGAGGAGGCGCACACACAUGAAGAGGCUGAUACCCUGAUUCCUAAUCAAGUCCUUGCCUCUACUGCUAGUGGUGCCUUGCAAGAAAUUACUGUCUGGUCCCCUGACACUGAUGUCCUCCUUCUCUUAAUUCAUCUAGCAUCUUGUGGAAACAAUGCAGUGCCCACUUCUUUACAAUUUUCUACAGGCAAGGGUACAAAGAAACGAGAAAUAGAUGUGCUGGAGCGGGUUCAAGUCAUUGGACAACAAAAAUGUCAAGGCCUCCUUGGACUUCAUAAUUUUUCUGGUGCUGACUGGGGAGGAAAGUUUGUUGGGAUAUCCAAGAAGACAUGGAUCAAUUCCUACUUAAAGCUUGAUGAUGAUGAUCCUGUCAUUAUCUGCUUCAAAGAACUAGGUGAGGGUUCCAUUCCAACUGAGCUUAGCAAUGGAGAGCUUCCAACACAGGUGAAGGCACUAGAGCAUUUCAUAUGUCGUGUUUACUGUUCAUCAGGUCCAACAACCCUACCAUCGCUCAGAUGGGAACUGUUCCGAUCAAAGAACCUAGAAGGUGAGAUGUUACCUCCAACUCGUGCCGCAUUACUACCUCACAUCCUCCGUGCCAAUUACAUCACGAUGAGAGAUAAAUCAUACAAGACUAACUACCCAGUGCUUCCUCCUAUCGAAGAGAAUGGAUGGUAUUCAGAUAAUCGAGGAUGUCUUCCAGUCAAGUGUCUUGCGCUCCCUGCACCACGGGCAGUACUUGAACUCAUCAAAUGUGGCUGCAAAUCAGGAUGCAAGGGACGGUGUAGCUGCUCCAACAACGAUUUGCCCUGCACUCCUCUCUGUAAAUGCUAUAGUGGAGACUGUGAAAACCGGACAAGGGAGGAUGCUCCAGAUAGUGACAGCGAUUGACUUUUACUGGAAGUCUGAUGAAUUUUCCUGUUGUCAUGGUAACCACGAAGUAGGUGGUUACCCCUUUUCCGAUUUUAUUUUAUGUUUUGUUUAUAACUGGAAAAUGUUUCCAAAUAAUUCUUUGAUUUAGAUCAAGAUUGUGCCAUAUGUACAAGUGUUUCGGAACAAAAUAGCUCAACUUGUUUCUGUAGU